GGAACGGGAGUUUUAGUGUAACGCGGCUCGUGGUCCUGGAAAACCCAUGUGCGUCGGGAAAACCGUUUUUCGCACACGAAAACCAAAAACUAAAAACGAGCUCUUUACCUCCACCAAAAAACAAUAUUAUCAUAAAUUUCACCACCCAAACAGUCUUGUCUGAAUUUUCAGUGAUAAACUUUUAUCGUUUUUUGUCUUUUUUAUUCUUUAAAUGUGGGUUUGGCAUCCCAAUUUUUCUUGAUGAUCUUUCCACCGAAUUUUGUUUGUUGAUUUUUUCUUUGUUAUAUUUUAGUUAUGUGUGAUAAUGUGAUUUUUCUUUGUGGUUGUGAAAAUAAGUGAACUCGAAAAUGAUUUUGUUGCACUGUUGCGGUCAAUGGAGACUUAGAUAACAUGAGGAAUUCCAUGCAAAUUUUAACGUACUCGUGACGAUUGGGCGUGGGCAAUCCCACCCGGAGGGGCAGAGAUGCGCGCGGGGGAGGAGUACUCGGAACUGGCGGAGCUGGGCGGCGGCGGCGGCGGUCCACCGUACGUGGGCGGCGGCCGAUACGGCGGCAGAGGUGGCGGCAUCGGCGGCGGGUCCUGGGCCCGUUCCCAGGCCCACACGGCCGCCGAGGCGGAGGACGUACUGGGACCGGACGGCAGCCCCAGGGGGGGACACAGCCGGGGCAGGUCGGGGUUGUAUUACUCGCCGCCCGGGACGUCGUACACGAUCGUGGAAAGGCCCUCUUCGGUUAUGCACCAUCAUUCGCCCAGAGAAUACAGUACGCAUUACAAUUCGCUCUCAAGUCCAAGAGGCACGUAUUUGGGCUCGAACCCGAACUUCGGCUCGUCCCGCACACCGUCGGCGACGAACAACAAGAAACGCCCGAUUUCGCCCGAACAGGUGCUUCGGCUGUUCGGCACGGGCGCAGGCGGCGGCGGACCGAAGGGCGUCGAGCGACCGCGCAGGUCGCCGGCCAGCAGCCCGCCCUCCACGACGCACCAGAGCAACUAUCGGGUGCCGCCGCCACCGCCGCCGAACAUACACGAGCUAGCGACGAGGACCGUCACGAUGGUCAGAGAGCCGCAGGACGGCACCCACGGCUUCGGCAUAUGCGUCAAGGGCGGCAAGGAAGCUGGCGUGUACAUAUCCCGAGUGGAAGACGGUAGUGUGGCUGAAAGAGCAGGACUGCGACCUGGAGAUUCGAUACUUGAAGUAAACGGGACUCCCUUUACCGGCAUUUCUCACGAAGAAGCGCUCAAAAUGCUAAAAUCUUGUCGAAAACUGAGCAUGACCGUUCGAUCACCGACGAUGCCUUCCGGCGGCGGAAUGGGCGGCGGCACGACGUGGCAGAUGCGGCAAACAUGCUCGUGGAUGGACCGACACGGCCGGCCCGUGUCGCCACCAAUGGAGUACUCGAGGACUGGACAGGUACCGCAGCAACGGUACGGCCAUGGCCGAGCGUCCAGCAAGGACAGGAGCAUACGAAGGGUGGAUUUGUGCAUAGAACCUGGUCAAAGUCUGGGGCUUAUGAUCAGAGGUGGAGUAGAAUAUAAUUUAGGUAUUUUUAUUACCGGGGUCGAUAAGGAUUCCGUAGCUGACAGAGCCGGUCUAAUGGUUGGAGAUCAAAUAUUAGAAGUAAACGGACAGUCGUUUAUGGACGUAACACAUGACGAAGCGGUAGCUCAACUAAAGUACCACAAGAGAAUGUCACUGCUUGUACGGGACGUAGGAAAGGUUCCACACUCAUGUACUGCCUAUGAUAGAGACUGGGAUUUAUGUAGUCCAGGGAGUAGGGCCGCUCAAACGACCCGCAAAUGGGCGGCUGCGUUACAAAUGGUGGAGGAGAAGGCGCGCAUUUUGCUGUCGCGACCGGAAUUCACCACUCUUUGCUACUACACUGACGAGUAUGCCGCCAGGCAUAUGACCAUAGAUGCCUUUGUACAGGUCAUCACCGAACUACUCAAUACUCCCGAUAAGUAUACUCUUAUGACCGAAUUAAGGGAAAUAGUAGCAAUCGAUGAUCGAGUUAAAUUCGACGAAUUAGUUUAUAGAAGAGAUAUUGAAUCAAGAAUUAGAGAUCCUAGAGAACACGAUUAUAGGCAUUCGAGGAGAAAAGGAGUCCAAAUUCCAGACGCAAACCAUUCAAUAUAUUCUGGUUACGAGGAGUACGUAAGUGGCGAUGAAGACAAUCCUCCAGGUUCUAGAAGUAGAAGACAUUCAAGUCCGGGUGAAUCGAGAUCCGGAAGCCAAACUGCACUUCAUCAACCUGAUUAUCCAGAUUCCAGCGGGUACCUUGGUGGCCUGCGCUCGAGCUUGGGCGGGUUGACGCAGAAAGUGAAGUCUUGGUACUGGGGCAGACCUCUAGAACUCGCGCAGAAGCUCUCGCGCAGCUUCGACAUGAAGGACGAGUCGUCGAUGGGCGAGAACGACGGCAUUCGUCGGCACCAGUCGAUGAGCCGGAUCGGGCGCGACGGCGUCGGCAUCGAGACGCCCGAAAGCCCGCGCGUGGUGCAGGACGAGGAGGGCAACCUGAGGGAAAAUGGUGCUGCAUAUAGUGCUGGUGGUCUUGAGGUGGGACAGCUGAUUCUUCAAGUAGAUGGAACCCGUGUAGAGGGCCUUCAACAUCAAGACGUUGCCAGACUUAUAGCAGAAUCUUUUGCAAGAAGAGAUCGCGAAGACAUUGAGUUUUUGGUGGUAGAGGCGAAAAAGAGCAACAUGGAGCCGAAACCGACGGCGCUGAUCUUUUUGGAAGCCUAACAUUUGCUGAGCCUCCCCCCUAGUGACCCUCCGGGGUUGACCAAUGUUGCCGACUGAAUUUAAUUCAACAACAAAGAGUUUCGAACACUCCGCAACCGCUACAUAUCAUUUAAAUCGUAAGGACGGGGCACAAGGGCGCGCGUCCACCGGACUCAGAUGCGG
Brassicogethes aeneus is the source of this 2902-nucleotide messenger RNA. The record is from the annotation of a GenBank genome assembly. Lineage: Eukaryota; Metazoa; Arthropoda; Insecta; Coleoptera; Nitidulidae.